Messenger RNA from Mauremys reevesii (Reeves's turtle), 1206 nucleotides. RefSeq names its product phospholipid-transporting ATPase ID-like. Gene Ontology annotation, biological process: phospholipid translocation; Golgi organization. The record is from RefSeq and is a predicted model, not a curated record. Gene Ontology annotation, cellular component: plasma membrane. The transcript is spliced from 12 exons. NCBI's taxonomy places the organism in Eukaryota, Metazoa, Chordata, Testudines, Geoemydidae. Gene Ontology annotation, molecular function: ATPase-coupled intramembrane lipid carrier activity. Bases 169 to 1206 code for a protein of 345 amino acids.
CCGGCGCUGGCACCGAGCUGGGGCUGCGGCUGCGGCGGGGCCGCCAUGGGGCUGUGAGCGCAGCGCCGGGGCCGCCUCCCCGCGCCCCGCGCCCCGCCGCUGCAAGGACGGGGCGGGGGCUGCUCGCAGAGGGUCUCCCAUGGGCCUGACUAGCCGGACCUGGAUGCCAUGGAGCUGUGUGCAAAAAAGCACCCGCCAGAGGAAGAAAGGCGGGUGAAGGCCAAUGCCCGAGAGUACAACGAAAAGUUCCAGUAUGCGAGUAACUGUAUCCAGACCUCCAAGUACAAUAUCAUCACCUUCCUGCCCGUCAACCUCUUCGAGCAGUUCCAGGAAGUGGCCAACACCUAUUUCCUCUUUCUCCUCAUCCUGCAGCUGAUCCCCCAGAUCUCCUCGCUCUCCUGGUUCACCACCAUCGUGCCUUUGGUUCUCGUCUUAACUAUCACAGCUGUCAAAGAUGCCACUGACGACUACUUCCGCCACAAGAGCGACAACCAGGUGAACAAUCGCCAAUCUCAGGUGCUGAUCAACGGAACCCUCCAGCAGGAGCAGUGGAUGAACGUGCGCGUCGGAGACAUCAUCAAGCUGGAGAACAACCACUUCGUGGCGGCUGACCUCCUGCUCCUCUCCAGCAGCGAACCCCAUGGGCUGUGCUACAUAGAGACGGCCGAGCUCGAUGGAGAGACCAACAUGAAAGUGCGCCAGGCCAUUCCUGUCACCUCGGAGCUGGGGGACAUCAGCAAGCUGGCCCGGUUUGAUGGUGAGGUGAUCUGCGAGCCCCCCAACAACAAACUGGACAAGUUCAGCGGGACCCUGUACUGGAAGGAGAACAAAUACCAGCUGAGCAACCAGAACAUGCUGCUGCGGGGCUGCAUGCUCCGCAACACCGAGUGGUGCUUCGGCCUCGUCGUCUUCGCAGGUCCCGACACCAAGCUGAUGCAGAACAGCGGGAGGACCAAGUUCAAGAGGACGAGCAUCGACCGGCUGAUGAACACGCUGGUGCUCUGGAUCUUCGGGUUCCUGGUGUGCAUGGGGGUAAUCCUGGCCAUCGGCAAUGCCAUCUGGGAGCACGAGGUGGGAGCCUGCUUCCAGAUCUACCUGCCCUGGGACACGGCGGUGGACAGUGCCUUCUUCUCUGGCUUCCUCUCCUUCUGGUCCUACAUCAUCAUCCUCAACACCGUGGUGCCCAUCUCGCUCUACGUCAGGUAG